AUCAUAACUAACUAAAUAAAAUAAAACAAAAACCAUAACCAACCAACCAAGCAACAAGCCAGCUUAGUCAAAGUAACAAUACUAAACAAGUCCUAGUGGUUGUGUAAUAACAUCACAAUGCUAGCCAAAGAAUCUCUAGGGCCAAGCUUCGAUCUCCCUGAAGAAGUUCUCGACGUUUUGCCAACAGAUCCUUAUGAACAGCUCGAUGUUGCUCGUAAGAUCACCUCGAUUGCUCUCGCCACACGCAUCUCUUCUCUCGAAACUGAAUUGUCUGCGCUGAGUGAUGCGGUUAGUGAGAAAGAUGAUAUCAUUGGUCAGCUUCAGGAGCAGGUUGAGUCUCUUGAUGCUUCGCUGUCAGACACGGCUGAUAAGCUGUCGGUUGCUAGCCAGGAAAAGGAGAGGUUAUUGGAGGAGAACGCUAACUUGUCCAAUGCAGUUGAGAAGCUCAAUCGCGAUGUUGUCAAGUUGGAAGGCUUCAGAAAAACACUCAUGAGAUCACUUCAAGAUGAUGACGGAAACUCUGGAGGAGCAUUGCAAGCUGCUGCCAAAAAUGCAGCAAAUGAUGCUGGUUUAUCCACUCAGUCAAUUGUUAGAGAUGAUACUGCCACAUCAUCACUGCAAAGCCAGCCGCAUGUGGAACAUUCAAGCACAGAAAAUCACGAGACAGAUGUUUCAAGGCCUCCCAUAGCGCAAGGUCUACUAAUAGCAUCCCAAACAAGCACACCUCGAUUUACUCCACCUGGUUCUCCUCCUAGUAAGUCAUCAUCAGCAUCUCCUAAGGUAACAUCUCGGCCGCUGUCCCCCAGGAGACAUUCGAUAUCAUUUGCUGGAACAAGGGGCAUGUUUGAUGGAAGGGCAUCCUUUUCCUCUGUGCCAUCUAGUCACAGUUCGAUGGGCUACGACUCAGGACGAGCUAGAGUUGAUGGAAAAGAAUUUUUCCGCCAAGUCAGGAGCCGGCUGACUUACGAGCAAUUUGGUGCAUUUUUAGCAAAUGUUAAGGAAUUAAAUUCCCACAAACAAACUAGAGAGGAAACUUUAAGAAAGGCAGAUGAGAUUUUUGGGCCUGAUAACAACGACCUCUAUUCAGUUUUCGAGGGCUUAAUUACACGUAAAGCUUAAGAUGUGCCUAUAUUUUGUUGUAAUUUCAUUUGUAAAUUAUAAGUGUUACAUUUCAAUAAAAUAUAUACACCAGCUUUUCCCCUUC
Daucus carota subsp. sativus is the source of this 1204-nucleotide messenger RNA. RefSeq lists its product as uncharacterized. The transcript is spliced from 9 exons. NCBI's taxonomy places the organism in Eukaryota, Viridiplantae, Streptophyta, Magnoliopsida, Apiales, Apiaceae. Bases 118 to 1119 code for a protein of 333 amino acids. The record is from RefSeq and is a predicted model, not a curated record.